AUGGUGAGAGCCUCCAUUCUUAACGACGCCCUUACUUCCAUCAGAAACGCUGAGAAGGACGGAAGAAGACAAGUCUUGAUUAGACCUGCUUCAAAGACUAUUACCAAGUUCUUGGAAGUCAUGCAAAAGCAUGGUUACAUUGGUGAAUUCGAAGAGAUUGAUGACCAUAGAUCCGGAAAGAUUGUCGUUGAAUUGACCGGAAGAAUCAACAAGUGUGGUGUCAUUUCCCCAAGAUAUGACGUUACUGUUCCAGAAAUUGAAAAGUGGGUUACCAACUUGCUCCCAUCCCGUCAAUUUGGUUAUGUUGUUUUGACCACAUCAAAGGGUAUUAUGGACCACGAGGAAGCCAGACAAAAGCACACUGGUGGUAAGGUUCUCGGAUUCUUCUAUUAA
Messenger RNA from Naegleria fowleri, 393 nucleotides. RefSeq lists its product as uncharacterized. The coding region runs from base 1 to 393 and encodes 130 amino acids. Gene Ontology annotation, molecular function: structural constituent of ribosome. Gene Ontology annotation, cellular component: ribosome; cytosolic small ribosomal subunit. Gene Ontology annotation, biological process: translation. The transcript has a single exon. The record is from RefSeq and is a predicted model, not a curated record. NCBI's taxonomy places the organism in Eukaryota, Heterolobosea, Eutetramitea, Acrasida, Naegleriidae.